AUCUAAAUCAUAACAGAAGACUCACUUUGGGAUCUAUAAUCAUGGACCAAUUGGACACAAGUGCACAAAACACACCUCUGUUCCAGGAGAUGUAUCUCAGCUCGUAAAAGAGGUACUAUCACCCCGAAGGGUUCAUUGGAACUGCGCAGCUGUUGGCUUUCAGCCAAAACAAACAACUUCCUGUGAUAAAGGCUGCAUGUCAGAAUGGGAGGCAGGUUAUUCACUGAUCUGUGGUUUUUCUUAUUUUGUGUCCUGCUCUGCAGAAGCUGUGCUGCAGGUGCUGUGCUGAAGAUUGACCCUGGCUGGUCGACUCUUUUCAUUGGAGAGUUUGUUACUCUGACAUGUGACAUUGAAGGAGCAGAGGCAGGCUGGGAAUACAGUUUCUACAAAGAUCAACAACAAUACUCUCCUGGUUACCAAACAACUAAUUCCUACAGAUUCCAAAUAACUUCCUCAAACGAUGGUGGUGAAUAUGAUUGUGUUGGUCGUCACAAGGGUUCAUCUGAAACAGAGAAAAGUAAAACUGUCUCUUUUACUGCAGCAGAGAAACCCAGGGCUACACUGACAUCAGGCAAUACAACCAUCUCAGUCGGAGGCUCAGUGAUUCUUUCCUGCUCUGUGAGAGACUCUGAUGGAUGGAGAUAUGAGUUUUACAGGAGAACAUCAUCAACCAGCUCAGAGACACGAGUUGAAACGAAUGUUGGGGACAAUGGAGUCAUCCAGGUAUCUAAAGGGGGAAAAUACCAGUGCAGAGGAGAGAGAGAAACAUCAGGUUAUCUCUCUGACAUGAGUGAUGAAGUCAUCAUUUGGAUAACUUUCACCAACAAGCCUGUCAUAACACGACAACCCAGCUGGUCUCAGAUAUUCCAGGGUGAGAAGAUCACUCUGACAUGUGAGGUCCAGGGAGGAGAGAAGACUGACUGGAGGUAUUACUGGAGGAGAAAUUCACGAUCACUUCCAAACGAGGAUGAAAAGUUGUUACAAUUCACUGCUUCUGAGUCCCUCAGUGGAGAGUAUGAAUGUAUGGCCAGACGCAGAGAUGACUCUUAUUCUUCAACCACAUGGAUUGAAGCCUUCACAGUGUCAGUGUUACAGAAACCCAGGGCUACACUGACAUCAGGCACCACAACCAUCUCAGUCGGAGGCUCAGUGAGUCUUUCCUGCUCUGUGAGAGACUCUGAUGGAUGGAAAUAUGAGUUUUACAGAAGAACAUUAUCAACCAGCUGGGAGAAACUAGUUGAAACAAAUGUUGGGGACAAUGGAGUCAUCCAGGUAUCUAAAGGAGGAAUUUACCGGUGCAGAGGAGAGAGAGAAACAUCAGGUUAUGUCUCUGACAUGAGUGAUGAAGCCACCAUUAGGAUAACUUUCACCAACAAGCCUGUCAUAACACGACAACCCAGCUGGUCUCAGAUAUUCCAGGGUGAGAAGAUCACUCUGACAUGUGAGGUCCAGGGAGGAGAGAAGACUGACUGGAGGUAUUACUGGAGGAGAAACUCACGAUCACUUCCAGAGGAUGAAAAGUUGUUACAAUUCACUGCUUCUGAGUCCCUCAAUGGAGAGUAUGGAUGUAUGGCCAGACGCAGAGAUGACUUUUAUUCUUCAACCACAUGGAGUGAAGCCUUCACAGUGUCAGUGUUACGUUCAGCACCAAGUUCCACACAAGGACUAAAGCUCGUCCUCUCUGUGUCUCCAUCAUGGUUGAUUCCUGGAGCUUCAGUCACUCUGAUCUGUCACACUGAACCUCCGUCAGCAGGGUGGAGCUUCUACUGGUUCAAAGCUGUUCCAAACUCUCAGGAUUCCUACACCUAUGAGCCUCUACCUGGUACCAGCAGUGGGACAGCAAACAAUUCCUUCACAGUUCAUGGACAGACACACACAGCAGGAUAUGCAUGUUCAGCUGGACGAGGGGAUCCGCUGAUUUACACACAAUACAGUCGUCCCACAUUUGUCUGGUCUUCAGGUGUUCAUCCAUCAGCGUCUCUCACAGUGAAUCCUGACAGAGUCCAACACUUCACCUCUGAAUCUCUCUCACUGACAUGUGAAGGAAGCUCUUCCCAGUGGAGGCUGAUCCGGUUUCUGACUGACGACUCGCUGUUGAGCUUUCUUCUUCCAGCUACAAUCAAUGGAUCAACAUAUAUUAAGAAUGAGGCUCCAAGAAAAGCUGUGUACUGGUGUGAGUCUGGAACAGAGUUCAGCAAUGCAGUCAAUAUCUCCACACACUCUGAUGGCGUUAUCCUGGUGAGCCCUGUGUAUCCUGUACCUGUGGGAGAGUCUGUAACUCUCCUCUGUGUCAUGAAGACUGGAAAUAUUCCCUCUGAUGUGUUUUUCUACAAAAAUAACAAACUCAUUGAAAAUGAGAGACGAGGAGAGAUGAAGAUCUCUGCAGUGUCAGAAUCAGAUGAAGGUUUCUACAAGUGUCAGUACAAUGGAAGAGAAUCAGCACAAAGCUGGAUGGCUGUGAAAGUGUCCAGGUCUGAGAGCUCUUCAUUCCAUGUCUGGUUGAUCUUUGGGCUGGUUUGUGGAGUUUUGCUUAUUUUCAUCCUCUGCCUGCUGUGGUGCUACAAAUGCAAAAAGAGGUCAUGCUGGAGCAGACGUAUUGAGUCUUUGUAUGUCAAUCAAAGCUCUGCGACAAACCAGCCAGUGACCCAGAGUGAAAGUCAACUUUACUCCUCUCUCCUGCACGGUGAUGUUUCUCUUUAUGAAUCCCUCAGACGCCCUGGAAACCCUGCAAACGGUGAACCAGCUCAGGAUUACAUCAAUGUCACAUCCCACCAGCUUGAUGAUCUUCAUGAAUGAUGACGGAGGAAGGAAAAGCCAUGAAUCAGUGUCAGUGAUGCCAGUGGAGCCUCAUCUUCAGGACUGGAAACCACAGCAGAUUCCGAGAAUCGAAAAGCGACUGAAACCAUAUCAAGCCUGGUGGUUGAAACCAGGAGCUGCUCCUCAUGCACAGAAUACACACUGUGUGUAGGACGGUGUGUGGAGGAAGAGGCUUCAUUCCAUAUGUUUCAAGUAAAAAUGUCUGAUUGAUUGAUUCAGUGAUUUUUUUUUCACACUGUUUCACAACAGUUGUCACGUCAGUCAAAGUUUGCUGUGAUUAUCAGAGGAUUGUAAUUUUAAAUCUUCGCAGGUCUUCUUUAUAUGAAGUCUGCAACUGAUGUUCUGCUGAUUAUUUCACUUUGGAAUGUUUCAGUUAUUCAAAAUGAAUUAUUUUAUAUUUGAAUCGAUGCGGCUCACAAUCAGCGCGAUUACAGCACAAGCACUGUCUAAAAUGCAUUGACGUUGCAAUGUAGUUUAUGUUCUUUUACUUCAAUUUUUGUAUUUUAAAUAUUGAAUCUUUGUAAGCUUUUCUUAAAUUCUUAUUGUUUCAUAUUUGUUCAAUGUGGAGCAGCUUUGAUGACUGGAUUUCCCUCAAUGGGAUGAUUUAAGAGAAUCUUGGUAUUAAAAUCAACGAUAUGAUUGUAGGCAUUCUUUUAUAUGCGGAUGAUAUCGUUUUAUUAGCUGAAUGUGAACAAGACCUGCAGAACAUGUUAAAUAAGGUGGCAGAUUGGUGUUGCAAAUGGAGACUUGGGAUUAAUCAGGAGAAAACAUAAAUUGUACAUUUUAGAAAACAGAACGUUAAAAGAAAACCAUUUGUAUUUAAAUUUGGUUUAACACCAUUGACAUAUACAAAUGAGUAUAAAUACCUUGGCCUGAUAUUGGAUGAACAUUUGACUUUCAAACCGGCCAUAGGUGUUCUAUCUGACUCAGCUGGGAGAGCUUUGGGGUCUGUACUGAGCAAAGUUAAGAACUGCAGAGACCUAGGCUUUAAGUCAUUUACCCAUCUGUACAGAGCUUGCGUAUGUUCUGUGUCAGAUUAUGCAGCAGGGGUCUGGGGUUUUAAAGAACACACCAACUCUGACACAAUUCAACACAGAGCGAUCCGCUCUGAGUUCAUAAACGCACUCCAAUAGCUGCUAUGUGUGGAGACUGGAGAUAUAGGCUGGGAACCGUCAAAUGUUAGACAUAAAUGUGAAAUGCUUCGUCUUUGCAACAGAUUGGUAAAGAUGCCAGAGGACAGACUGACUAAAAAGAUUUUCAACUGGGAAAUAUCAAAGGUAUCUCCUUGGGCCAGCAAGGUGAGAUCUUUGUUUUUCAAUUGCGAUCAGUCAUAUAUAUUUUACAAUAGAUUACGUUGUAAUAUUAAAGAGUUAAAACAUAUAUUCUUCCAAGAAUAUAAAGAAAAAUGGUUUUCAGAAACAUGGAACAAACCUAAAUUAAGAACUUAUUGCUUUAUAAAAAACCAACCCUGUCUCCACAAAAUUACGUUCUGAGAAAACUAAACUGCAUUCUCAAAUACGUUUCAGAGGAACCUAUUCUGUCCCUUAUUAUGUUCGUCUUCAACAUAUCUUUUUUU
Molecule: messenger RNA, 4393 nt
Organism: Salarias fasciatus (jewelled blenny)
Lineage: Eukaryota; Metazoa; Chordata; Actinopteri; Blenniiformes; Blenniidae
Product: Fc receptor-like protein 5
Exons: 18
Coding region: 205-2796 (863 amino acids)
Biological process (GO): cell surface receptor signaling pathway; immune response
Cellular component (GO): external side of plasma membrane
Molecular function (GO): transmembrane signaling receptor activity
Source: RefSeq, a predicted model, not a curated record